AUGCCUGAUGGCAGUCAAACCAUUGGUGGGGACUACGAAAACAUUACAUGGCACACAUUCGAGGAAAUUGAUCAGCCUAGAUUGAUAUCAUGGGAAGCUGCCUCCGAUUUUGACCGCAGCUAUAUAGGCAUUGGAAUAGGGAAUGUGAUUUCUAUACAUCUCAAUACCAAUAUAUCUCAAGAAGAUUAUGAGCUUCCUAGUGGAUGUUAA
Botrytis porri is the source of this 210-nucleotide messenger RNA. RefSeq lists its product as uncharacterized. The transcript has 3 exons. NCBI's taxonomy places the organism in Eukaryota, Fungi, Ascomycota, Leotiomycetes, Helotiales, Sclerotiniaceae. The record is from RefSeq and is a predicted model, not a curated record. The coding region runs from base 1 to 210 and encodes 69 amino acids.